Molecule: messenger RNA, 1629 nt
Organism: Candidula unifasciata
Lineage: Eukaryota; Metazoa; Mollusca; Gastropoda; Stylommatophora; Geomitridae
Source: the annotation of a GenBank genome assembly
UACUACUCCAAGUGUGCUGGGGAAAACCAGUCCCCUGUGAAUAUUGUCGUAGGGAACAGCCUGUACGACACGACCAUCGGAAGUUUCAGCUUCAAAAACUAUGACAGCAUCGUGGGUCUGACAAUGGUAUUGAAGAACAAUGGCCACACAGCACAAGUGGAUAUCACUAAAGGAGAUGUCCUCAUUUCUGGAGCCGGUCUACCAGAUACUUACAAAGCAGCGCAGCUACACAUUCACUGGGGUUCUACAGACAUGAUAGGAUCAGAGCAUACCCUGGACAGUCGGACCUAUCCUAUGGAGGUUCACAUUGUCCACUUCCGAACAUCGCUUGGGCAACUGAAGGAUGCCGCCUCUGUUCCGGACGGACUGGCUGUUCUUGGCUUUUUCUUUGAGGUCUCAGCUUUAGAUAACCCAGCACUGAAGCCCAUAAUUGAUCAACUGAAACGUAUUGAAAUCCCAGAUACCAGUACACAGUUAAAGGCCUUCAGACUCAAUUCCGUUCUUCCUCAAGACAAGGGGAAAUUCUUCCGCUACAGCGGCAGCCUAACAACCCCUCGGUGUUUUGAGACAGUCAUCUGGUCAGUUUUCAAUGACACCAUCAAAAUAUCGAAGUCCCAGCUGGCUGCCUUCAGAAGGCUAAAGUCAUCAGAGAAGGAUGCAGCUGGAGUUAGGCUUCAGCUAGUAAACAACUUCAGACCAGUGCAAAAUCUGAACUCCAGACUCGUCCGGAAUAAUUUCAUUGCACAUCACUGGUACAAGGACUUCCCCAUCUGUAAGGACAAACCCACAAGCCGACAGUCACCUAUUAACCUCGAAACUGAGAAAGUCCAAUACAAAUACAUCAAACCUUUCAUUUACUAUAAUUAUACUUCUGUUGCCGGUGUCAGGGUGGAACUGAAGAACAACGGUCACGCGGCUCAAAUUGACAUCACUGCCGGCAAUUUUCACAUUUUUGGAGGCGGGCUGCAGAACCCAUACAAGGCGGCACAGCUGCACUUCCACUGGGGAGGGGACAACACACGUGGUUCCGAACAUUUGAUCGAUAAUCAAGCUUAUCCAAUGGAGGUGCAUAUUGUACACUACAACACCAUCUAUCCAGACCUGACAACUGCUGUCUCCAAGUCCGAUGGUUUAGCUGUUCUUGGAUUUAUGUAUGAGUUGACAGAGGAAUCUAAUCCAGCGUAUGAUGUUCUUGUGCAGAAACUCAAUGACAUCCGCUCUCCAAACACAGCGGUCAGUAUUCAAGCUAUUGAUGUGGCCAAACUCCUACCUUCAGAAAUGGGAUUUUUCUACCGGUAUGAAGGGAGUCUGACCACCCCUGCAUGCUAUGAGUCUGUCACCUGGUCGGUCUUCCGCAACACCAUCAAGAUCUCUGAAAAACAACUGAACGCAUUCCGCCUUCUGAUUUCGUCAGACAUUGACCCAAAAACCAACAGGUACAUUCCACUGAUGGAUAACUACAGGCCGACAAUGAAAAUUAACAAACGUGUUGUCCUAGCCAACUUCAUUCUUUCUCAUGGUAAACGUUUUGCCUAUAACGGCGGUUCUUCUUGUCUCUUUUCAGGCAACAUUGCAAAUGUUUCUUUUUUGAUCUUUUUCGUCAUUUCUGUUGAAAAAACACGAGCCUGA